CCGUUCACGACAAAUUGUAUUGGCUACGUUCGAAUCUUCGGAAUAUCGGAUCUUGGAUGUUAUCAAUUACCCUAAGUUUGUCAGUGUGAUCAGAGUUCCGCAAAAUGAAGCAUUUCCUCACAUUGGUUGUGGUAAUCAUCAUUGGUUUGGGAGUUGAAGUCUCCUCGGUCACGUCUCGAAAUAACACGCGAGCAGGGAAACUGUUUUCCAUAUUUCAGAUCGUCAACUUUCCUAAUGCUCCUUGUGUGGGAUCCUCAACCAGAAACGGAACAUGUUUUACAUCCGACGAAUGCUCAUCGCGAGGUGGAACCUCGGCUGGAACCUGCGCCCAAGGAUUUGGAGUUUGCUGUACCUUUACUGUGGCCUGUGGGGCCACAACAUCGCAAAACUGCACUUAUCUUGUUCAAGAAGCCACCACCAACCCCCCCGCCAAUCCAUGUACGUUUACUAUUUGCAAGCAAUCCUCUGACAUCUGCAGGAUUCGCCUCGAUUUCACGACCUUCUCAAUUGCUGGACCAGCCAUAGGUACGACAUCAACUGGUACCUCAAUACCAGAGGAUAAAGGUGGUUCAGUUGGAGAUUGCAAUGUGGAUUCAUUUAGCGUCACCGCUCCAGGGUAUAAGUCAUCUCCUGUAGUUUGUGGGUUCAAUUCGGGUCAGCACAUGAUUCUGGAUGCUUCCGGUAUAUGCCAUAAGGCAACUUUUGAUUUUACUGGAACUGGAUCAACUCGUCAAUUUGAUAUCAAAGUCACUCAAUACACUUGUGGAGAUGAAAGAGGAGGUCCAAAAGGCUGUCUCCAAUACUUCACGGGAGUUUCAGGAAAGGUUGCCAGUUAUAACUUUCCAACAACAUCUGCAACGAUAUCUUCAACAGUGACACACUUGUCAAGUCAGUGUUACACCAUGUGUUUUCGACAAGAAGUAGGCAAAUGUGCCAUUUGCUUUACCGCCGUGAAAAUGGGAUCAGCCAUCAUUGACCAAGGAUCUUUUGGUCUGUCCGUCUCAAGUACUACAGCAGCAGCAGUGACUGGGGUUCAAGAUUCAGGAUGUACAUCGGACUACCUGGAGAUCCCGGGCAGUGAAAGAGAUGCUGCUGCUCCAGAUGACUUCACCGUGGGAACCACUGGAUCUCAUGGUCAUGAUCGUGUGUGUGGACGAUUUUUUGGAUACUCUGAUACUGACUUAGUUGGAGUUGGAGCUGUUCUGACAAUCAUAGAUUAA
Messenger RNA from Tigriopus californicus, 1220 nucleotides. RefSeq lists its product as uncharacterized. Lineage: Eukaryota; Metazoa; Arthropoda; Copepoda; Harpacticoida; Harpacticidae. The transcript has 15 exons. The record is from RefSeq and is a predicted model, not a curated record. Bases 105 to 1220 code for a protein of 371 amino acids.